Mobula hypostoma (lesser devil ray) is the source of this 2171-nucleotide messenger RNA. RefSeq names its product interferon gamma receptor 1-like. The transcript is spliced from 8 exons. The coding region runs from base 301 to 1365 and encodes 354 amino acids. Gene Ontology annotation, biological process: cytokine-mediated signaling pathway. The record is from RefSeq and is a predicted model, not a curated record. Gene Ontology annotation, molecular function: protein binding; cytokine receptor activity. Gene Ontology annotation, cellular component: plasma membrane. NCBI's taxonomy places the organism in Eukaryota, Metazoa, Chordata, Chondrichthyes, Myliobatiformes, Myliobatidae.
CCAAUGCCAGAAGAACUGAGCAGGACAAACGGAGUCUAUGGAGGGGAAUAAAUAGUCGAUGUCUCAGGCCCAAGACUCCUCAUCAGGACCGGAAAGAAAGGGGGAAGAAGUCUGAGUCAGAUUGAGGGGAGAGGAAGGCGGUCAACCAGGAAGGAUGAGGGAAGUCCCACGCACUCUGGGCACAAAACAAAAAGAGCCAGUGAGCCGGCAUACCACAUCUGAAAGCAAAACUUGGACGUUCUCGUAUUCUGGCGAAGCGUUGUUUGAAGGAACAUGGUUCUCUGAAGUCGGCUGGGCAGCAUGUUUGCGACUGGAAUCCUGGGACUGUCGCUGUGCCUGUGUUGUGUGACCCGCCACGGUGCAGCCGUACCUGCUCUCGGACUGAACUCCUCAGGUUACCAAGGGCUUCCUCCUCCGGUAAACCUCUCUUUAUCAUCUUACAACUUUAAGACCAUUUUAACAUGGGAUUAUGUUGACCAAACGCCUGUUACAACAAGCUUUACUGUUGAAGCCAUGAAUUACCAAACUGCCCAGUGGGCGGUAUUCUCACCUUGCUCAAAUAUCUCGUCAUGUUUCUGUGAUGUCACCGAAGCCUUCAGCGUGAACCUCAGUGCAACUAGCUGGUAUUACGCUAAAGUCAAGGCCAUUACACAGUUUCAAGAAUCACAAUUUGCUUUGACUCACAGAUUUUCUUUUAAGGACAAUGCCACACUGGGUGCUCCAACGGUUGAUGUGAUGAUUCAUGGACAAGAAGUUACUUUAAGAUGCAUUUAUCCCCAUGUUGGAAAUCUGAGCACAAAGACCAGCUUGAACAUCAACAAUGACUUUAAAUGUAAAAUUUGUUUUGGACAGGAAAGACACAAUGUUUUGGCAAAUUGCUCAAUCAAAAGAUUAAAACGAAAGUUUAAUGUAACCCAGUCAAGAGUUACUUUAUGUGUGUCUGCGCAAGUCAGUUCAGAAGAAUGGAAAAUGAAAGCCGAAUGGUCAAGAAAAAAAUGCUUCAAAGUUUAUUCCUUAAAUCUACAAGCAAUAUUAAUUGUUCCUUUAGCUGUGGUUGCCUUUGCCUUGGGGCUCGCCACUGCAGGUAUUCUCUGGAAACUUUUAAAGAAGGAAGCAGUCUUGCCAAAGUCUUUGAUACUUAUCGUAAAGGCCAUCAAGCCACAUGUAGAGAAGAUUGAAGAAGACACUGUAUCUAUUGUGAUUAAAUAUGAAGAAGUGAGUUCUGGUGAGCAUGAUCACAUCACUGAGGAAGUUACUGAACCCAGCACAAGUCCGGAGGAGCCGGAACCACACGCCGCUGAACUGAAAUACACUGGGAAGGUCUGUGAAUAUGACAGGCCUCAAAAUCUGGAGAAUGUCCUUUAAUUGUCAAGGAUGCUGCCUCCUUUCGUUGCAACUCCUUGUCCCAGGCAGAUAUUGUACGUCAUUAUUGCCAUGCUCUGCAGUUGAUUUGUAUGAAAAAGUACAAAAUAAAUUAGAGUGUGCUCUGUAAUGAAUUGUAAUCAGAUUCACAAUCAGAAUUAUGUUUAUUAUCAAUGACAUAAGUCAUGAUAUUUAUCAUUUUGUGGCAUCAGUAUAUUGCGAUACAUAAAAUGUUACUAUAAAUUACUGUAAGAAAUACUAAAACAUUAGUUAAAUCACCCUGAAUUAGUUAAAUCAUCUUAGAAAGGAAUUUCUAAUGGAAGCCCAACAACUUAAGGUUUAGAAUCUUUUCAGGAUCCAGCUGGUAUCAAGAACCAUACAACCAUUAGACACAGGAGAAGAAUUAGGCCAUGGCCCAUCGAGUCUGCUCCACCAUUCCAUCAUGACUGAUUUGUGAUCCCUCUCAACUCCAUUCUCCUGCCUUCUCUCCAUAACCUUUGAUGCCCUGACUAAUCAAGAACCUAUCAACCUCAGCUUUUAAUAUACCCAGUGACUUGGUCUCCACAGCCACCUGUGGCAAUGAAUUUCACAGAUUCACUGCCCCCUGGCUAAAGAAAUUCCUCUUCAUCUCUUCUCUAAAUGUACAUUCCUCUAUUCUGAGGUUUUGCCCUUUGGUCCUAGGCUCCUCAGCAUGCUGUAGGUACCAACCUCUCUACAUCCAUUCUAUUUGGGCAUUUUAAUGUUUGGUCAGCCCAGCAUUAAGGGAAGAAUGUAAAAUAUGUUGGCUCAAUAUGCAAGUUUUAAUAAAA